Molecule: messenger RNA, 4460 nt
Organism: Dicentrarchus labrax (European seabass)
Lineage: Eukaryota; Metazoa; Chordata; Actinopteri; Moronidae
Gene: usp1
Product: ubiquitin specific peptidase 1
Exons: 9
Coding region: 420-2882 (820 amino acids)
Biological process (GO): protein deubiquitination
Cellular component (GO): nucleus; cytosol
Molecular function (GO): cysteine-type endopeptidase activity; cysteine-type deubiquitinase activity
Source: RefSeq, a predicted model, not a curated record
CCUAAAUGAAAUAGGUAACUUAACGUGAGCCUGACCUCUGGGAUGUAAGUCUUUCUCGUUACAUAAUUUCAAAGAAGUCUCGGCACAUUUAUAAGUUUUAUGUAUCUGUUUGAAAUAACAAGGGCGACCGUUAAUCGGACGUUUUUUCCCGGAGGUUUUGACGUGGUGCCGGUGUUUCCCGGGCAACGUUAGCUGCCUCUGGGUCUUCAAGCAGGAAAAAGCGCCAACUUAUGCUGCGCCGUGUGAAUCGUCAAACACUCCGUAAAUGUCUCUCACACCGGAUUUUUCCAUCAAAUAUAUUAAACUUCAGUUCGGAAUGACUCUUUCAGUGGGGUGCGCUGUUGCAUCUUAGUAGGAACAAAAAAAAAGAGAGAGGUUUAAAAAGAAAAAACAUCGCCCUCAAGGUACCAGAGUAAAAGAUGCCAGGCCUGCAGGGUGAAAACGUUGUGGCGGCGCUGGGGAGCCCCAUCAAGAAGAGUAAACUGUCUCUGAAGUUCCUCCAGAAGAAGGAAACUAAACGAGCUCUGGAUUUCUCUGAACCUCAAGCAGAUGAACCCAAAGCGGCUGAAGCAGUGGAGCCUGAGGCCAGCAGCUGUGAUCAGGUGGUCCCUGGUCCUUCUCCAUGCCCAGCCUCACCCGGCCUUCUGCCCUGUGAGAAGAGGGAGAACUUGGUGCCAUUCGUGGGGCUCAACAACUUGGGCAACACCUGCUAUUUGAACAGCGUCUUACAGGUGUUGUACUACUGCCCAGGGCUCAGAGAAGGCAUAAAGACACUAUACAAUCUAUCCAAAAGAAAAGACAAAUCAAAGGAAGAAACUGAUAAAAGCGAAGAGCAGUCAGAAGUUGCAGCUGAGGCUCUGCCACCUCAAAUUGAGCUCCUUGGGAGCUUCAACAGUCUGAUAACAUCAGUGGAGCAGCUGCAGUCCGACUUCUUGCUGAACCCUGACAGCUUCAGUGAAGGAGAACUUGCCACACCACCUCGCAAAAUCCUCCACACACUGCGGCAGCUGAACCCCAUGUAUGAAGGCUAUCUUCAGCAUGAUGCUCAGGAGGUGCUGCAGUGCAUCCUGGGAUAUAUCCAAGAAGCCUGUGAGACCAUCAGGAAGGAGCAGGAGUCGACGAGAAAGGACGACGACGCGGCUGAGGUUAAAAUUGAGAAUGGUGUCCAUUUGGGUUCCAGCAGCUCCACAGCAGAAUCUCAAACUCCCACAGAAGAGGACGGCCAAGUCAGCGGCAAGAGAAAGAGUGACACUGAAGUGGGAAAUGCCAAAAAGAAGCCAAAAUCGGUGAAGUCUAAGAAAUCUGAUGCAGAGGAAGACAGUAUCAGUAGAAAUAAACCCUUCACUCGGUCCAAAAGGAGGUCUUCUAGUGACAUCACAAUAGACAGCACCCAAAACAAAGACAAAGAGGGGAAGGCAGAAGAUGAAGGGAUGAAGAAACCGAAUAAGGAGGAGGAAGGCGGGAGUGACGGUGAGGGGAAAGGUGAAAAGGCAUCUAAAGAGGCAGAUGGGAAAAAGAAGAAGAAAGCCAAGCUCAGCUGGCUGAGGCCUUCUGGGAAACAACCGAGUAUUUUCUCCAAGUUCCGCAGUGUGGGGAAGAUCAGCUGCACGACUGUGAAGAACCAAAUCAAACCAGAGCCAGAGAACGAGAACGGGCUGACGGACGAUCAGAGUCAGAAUGAGCAGACCAGUGAGGAGAAAUCCCCGCAAAACGUGGCUGAAGACAAGACGGCAGUGAAACCUCAAGAUGGACUGGAUCUGAUGGAGCGCCUGUUCCAGGGCCAACUGGUUCUGAGGACUCGCUGUCUGGAGUGUGAGAGCUUCACAGAGAGGAGAGAAGACUUCCAGGACAUCAGUGUCCCAGUGCUCGAUGACCAACCCAGCAGCCCGGACGACCUCUCUGAGGUUUCUCCUGAUCCUAAACCAGAGCUGAAGACUCUGACGUGGGCCAUCGGCCAGUUUGCUUCAGUGGAGCGGAUCGUUGGGGAGGACAAAUACUUCUGUGAGACCUGUCAUCAUUACGCAGAGGCUGAGAGGAGUCUGCUGUUCGACAAAACGCCUGAAGUCAUCACCAUUCACCUGAAGCGCUUCUCUGCCAACGGCUUAGAAUUGGACCCGUAUGCCGGUCUGUCCAAAGUGAACACUCCCUUGCAGACGCCUUUGACCUUGUCCCUGGAGGAGUGGUGCACCCGGCCCUCGUCUGCAAAGGCUCAGCGCUAUCAGCUGUUUGCUGUGGUCAUGCACAGCGGCAUCACUAUCAGCAGCGGCCACUACACCGCCUACGUCCGCGUGUCUGAGCUGAAAGAUGUGAAGCUCUGGCUGCAGGACAGAAAAGAAACGGAGGAGGAGGAGAGUAAAGAGGGAACGCGGGUGAAAGACGAAGUGUUGGACUAUGAUGAUGGAGAGGUGUCGUUCAGCCUGCACGCAAGGAGAAGUGCGAGUUUGGCUAGCAACAAAACGGGAGGCAAGAAGCUGUCAGAGGGUGGGGUUGGACUCUUGGGGGGCCAGAGGAGUUUGUCCAGUUACGACCUCGGGAACAGCAGCAGCAAACACACAGAGAAAGCAGCCAGCAGUGGAGCCACAGAGGGAUCCAAACGGAGGAAAACCAUCAACAGUCAGGGCCAAAAUUCUGAAGCAGGACUCAAAAAGGAGCCUGGGGUAGGAGAGGAGGCAUCCAUGACUUCCUGCGGCGGAGUGGAGGCCACAGAGCAGCAGGCUUUGAACAACCUCCUUGAAUAUGAGGGCAAAUGGCUGCUGUUUGAUGACUCUGAGGUGCGUUUGUUUGAGGAGGAGGAUUUCCUGCGAGCCUGCUCUCCCGAGACAUGCUCCUCAUCGACACCGUACCUGCUGUUCUACAGAAGGAUGCCUGAACCAGGACACUAACACGAACACAAGGACCGCCAGUCAGGCGUUCUGGCAGCUGAACACUCAGACAGUUGUAUUUUGUAAUACUACGAACUGUGCCAAAAAUACUGUGGCUGCCUGAACUGAAGAUACUUCUCAGCCCAAAAACCCACUGAAACAGUCUGGUCUCACUGCGGGACCAAAGCUGUUUAGACCCACUCAUGAACUUGUAUGCCGGGACAGACAAAUGGGGAUUUGUCUAUGUGCCAGGGAUGACUUCUUUUUUUUUUUUUUGGAUGUGAUUCUCGCCUCUGUAAACUGAGUACAGUGGCUUCUCUUUUUGCUGUGUGUACUAUUAUUUCUUGGACACUGGCUUUGAUAAGUUUUCUGUCAUUUUCUUUAACAUGUUUUUAUUUUCUUGUUUGUUUUUUUUUAAAAAUUGGAAAAGCACUUUUGAACUAAAAAUUUAAAUAAGUGAAAAUGCUAAAUGUUGGAAAAUGUCUUUUUUCUAGCUAAUUUACUUAUUUACUUAUAUAAUCCAUUAAUUUGCAUUUACAGGAGAAGAUGAUGGUGCUGAGUAUAUUUUAAAUAGAUUACUCCACAAAAAAAAGCCAAAUAAAACACAAAGUCCUUUCAAGUAAUGCAGAAUAUGCUUCAUGAGGUUAGAGAGAAUACGCUGAAGAGUUUUUCUGCAAUAUUUUCUUUGAGAAGUUCGGCAAAGGCUUCACUUCUAAAGUUUUGCACUAAUUCCUGGUCCUCAAGAUUUUACAUACAUUUUUUUUUUUUAAAUAUAAAUUUGAAGCCUGAAAUUGAUGCUGAUAUGCUUAUAUUUUUGCAUAAAACACACUAAACUGUCAAGCCUCCAGUGUAUAUACCAAGCUUGGUUUUGUUAAUACACAACAGUUUAUGCAGGCUGCUGACUUUCUUACUCAGCCCACACAUCGCAAGCUUCAAGGUGCCAAUUCAGAGUGAAGAUGUGUGAAACUUAAACCCUUAAUAUAUUUAUGUCUUCAGGUUCUAAGAUGUUUAUCAAGGUUAUAAACUGCCUCUUCAGCUUCCAUAUCUAAUUCAGUUUGUAGCUAAUCAUUUGCAUAUUUAUGGAAAUCCAGAUUUGUUAUUUACAGGGUUAGUUUCUUACUUGAACAUGUUCCGUACUUCUGAGUCUGUCCCUGUGGAUACUCAAAUAAUGACUCCUAUUGGUCAAGCAUUGCAUUUGUUUUGUGUGUGUUCAGCGUAUUUUUUGUUGUUGUUGUAAUUAAUAACAUAACAUAGCUUUUCAGGUUUAAAAAUGUGGUCAUAAGGUAUUACAGGUAUCUAGUUGCAAAUAUUCAGUAAAGAUGACAUUAUUCAUCUCAGGUUCAGCAGAGUUUAUAAGACCAAUCAUGGUUUCAGGGAUUAAAUCAGAUAUUUAGCUGUAGCUUCAUGAAUAAUAACCAUUAUGGGCCAUAUUCAGUCAUAAGUACCUGGGAAAGGUUUCCAAAGCAAGUUUUGGAAUUUAAUGUAAUGUGACAGCAGCCCCAGUGCAUGUGUUGUCUCCUUUAAACUGUACCUCAUUCCAGCUGUAAUUAUAUUAAUGUUGGCAGGUUCUUACUAUCAGCAAUAAAGUUUUUACCUUCA